AACAUGAUUUUAAACAGAUUACCUUUACAGCAAUUAUUCGACAUGGCCAAUUGUAUCGGCAACGGACCUGCCUCAAUUUGAAUUGCCCGCCAUGGCAUCCCACGCGAAGAAGAAGACGGUGGAGCCGCUGCUGCGUUUCCCUUUCAUCCAUUCUCUGGCCAAUCCGUGCGGAUUUGCGUUGAAUUCAAAUUCGUCCUUCCCGACUAUACAAAGUUGGCUGACGGAACGACAUGUGAACCACUACGAGACGACACCUGCUCCGCUGGGCAAUCUGCGGACGCUAGACCUUAGCGGCGAAUCGACGUUGGCCCAGCAGAGUCUUGCCUUUCUCAUUCCAUUCCGCGAAGUCCUAUCGGCACCAAACGGCUCUCGCUAUUCCGGUGUGAAAUAUUCCAGUGAAGACCAGCGUUCCUUGACGGAAGAAUUGAAACUCGUCGUCACGGAAGCUGGGCAUUUGAUCCGCCGCAUUUACGCGCCGUCGGGUUUACAUAAAUGCGGAGGUUUUCAAUUGCAAUCGUUGCCACAAGAGGAUCUCAUAGUUUCACCGACGGGUCAGAUCCAACUGGAAGAAGUUUAUCGCACUUUGAUGAUAUUUUCUACUCAUUUGCAUUUGAUGAUUCGCGACGCGUAUGAAUCAUCUCGAUUUUGCCCGUCAGAGAACUACGUCCGCCUUCAAAACAUGCAACAGUUAACCGGCAAAGUGGAAACGUCCAUGUGCUUGAUUUUGCAUUCGGCUCUGGUGACGGAAAAUUGCGAUAACGUUAAUUAUUUCCGAGUGACGCGUCAAAUUCUUCAAUCGUACGUCCAUCGCUAUUACGAUUGCUCUGCCAGAGAAAUUCGAAGAUGUUUGGUGUUCCGUUACGGCGAUCGAAUUUUGAGUCUUCUCGAACGACAUGUUCGAUCGUAAAGACUGGACACACGCAUUGAAAUGGGAAAUUGAUUGCCCAUCGUUAUUCGGCGCUGCAAGUUUGAAAAAAAAA
Molecule: messenger RNA, 980 nt
Organism: Daphnia carinata
Lineage: Eukaryota; Metazoa; Arthropoda; Branchiopoda; Diplostraca; Daphniidae
Exons: 5
Coding region: 92-907 (271 amino acids)
Source: RefSeq, a predicted model, not a curated record